CGCGGCUGUCUCUUUCAUCGGCCACCCACGGCGGCGGAGCAUAGCACUGAUAGCAGUAAGCAAGCAGCGGAGACGCCGGAGAGCGGUGAAGAAGCAUGGAGAUGGAGCAGCUCUGCUCGCUGCUCCGCGACCUCGACGCGCUCAAGCAGCAUCCCGACGACCUCACUUCCACCAUCGAUCGGAUGCGGGAGCGGCUAGUGGCGAUGAUGAAUCCGGCAGCCGGUGCCGCUUCUCGAUCCAAGAUUAAGGACAUGAGUGCAGAAGUGGUGGACAACAAUCCCUACAGCAGACUUAUGGCGUUGCAACGGAUGGGCGUAGUGGAGAAUUAUGAGCGCAUCAGGGACUACUCCGUUGCCAUCGUUGGCAUAGGUGGCGUUGGUAGUGUUGCUGCGGAGAUGCUCACUAGAUGUGGAAUUGGACGACUGUUGUUGUAUGAUUACGACACGGUCGAGUUGGCUAACAUGAAUAGGUUGUUCUUUCGCCCAGAACAGGUUGGAAUGACCAAAACAGAUGCCGCUGUACAGACACUUUCUGGAAUAAAUCCUGAUGUUGUGUUGGAGAGCUACUCAUUGAAUAUUACUACAGUCAAAGGUUUCGAAACAUUUUUGGCAAGUUUAAAAGCACAAAGUUCUCAUGAGCGUAGCACUGGAGUUAAUCUUGUCUUGAGUUGCGUCGAUAACUAUGAAGCUCGUAUGGUUGUAAAUCAGGCAUGCAAUGAGCUUGGUCAGACGUGGAUGGAGUCUGGUGUCUCAGAAGAUGCUGUUUCUGGUCAUAUACAACUGCUGGUUCCUGGUGAAACUGCAUGUUUUGCAUGUGCUCCUCCAUUGGUUGUAGCAUCUGGAGUGGAUGAGCGUACACUUAAGAGAGAAGGUGUUUGUGCUGCCUCUUUGCCAACUACAAUGGGUGUUGUUGCGGGUCUCCUGGUCCAGAAUGCUCUGAAAUAUUUGUUGAACUUUGGACAAGUUUCCCGUUACUUGGGAUAUAACUCACUUAAGGAUUAUUUCCCUGCAAUGGAAAUGAGGCCAAAUCCACAAUGCUCGAAUCCAGCAUGUGUUCUCAGACAGAAAGAAUAUAUGGAAUCCAAACCUGCUAGAGAUGCAGCAGCGAAGACUAAGAUGGAAGCUGAAGCAUCCACAGAAAAUGAAUGUCCUGUCCACCUAGACAAUGAGUGGAAUAUUAGUGUUGUUGAUGAUGAAACUGAGACAUCAAGCAUUCGAAACACUCCAGAUAUCCUACCAGAAGGUCUUGUCCGUGAGCUUCCAGACGCUGAUUCAUACGCAGGACCAGCUGCUCCAGUGAGUUCCAGCGCUAUUGAUGAUGAUGAUGAUCUCGAGGAGCUCCAGCGUCAACUUGAUGCCCUAAACGCAUCUUAGCCUUAAUAAGUAGGCUAGUUCAUCUGCGCCUUAAUUGGCUUCUCCCCAAUCCCAACUUGGAUGGGGAAGAUGAUUUACAUACUGUUUUUCGGAGUUGGUAAAUUCAUAGCACCGUGGUAAAAGAAAAAGGAGAAAAUGAUAGCUAUACUGGUUUUGGGAGUUUUGACUUACAGUUUUGGUUGAGAUCUGAGAACAUGUGCAUGUCUGAGCCAGACAGCUCGUCGGUAAUGGUACUAAUGUCUGAAUUUUUGUUGCUGUUGAUA
Messenger RNA from Zea mays, 1636 nucleotides. Its product is annotated as ubiquitin-activating enzyme E1 domain-containing protein 1. The coding region runs from base 96 to 1373 and encodes 425 amino acids. Gene Ontology annotation, cellular component: cytoplasm; cytosol. Gene Ontology annotation, biological process: protein ufmylation. The record is from RefSeq and is marked validated. The transcript has 14 exons. Gene Ontology annotation, molecular function: UFM1 activating enzyme activity. NCBI's taxonomy places the organism in Eukaryota, Viridiplantae, Streptophyta, Magnoliopsida, Poales, Poaceae.